GUUUUCAUAUGACAAUUGAAUCCUAUCAGUCCGUCAUCAAUUUAAUCCGAUAAACCACUCCGGCCUCCCCCUCUCCGCCGCAGAACGGUUCUCUUCUCAGCCCAAUUGAAUUAGUUAAAGAAAAGUUCAAUGGCUCUUACAUUGUUAAGAGGCAUUCAAACCCGCCCGUUAUUUCCGUGUUCGUCUGCAUUCGUGACAAGAAAACAUGUUCUCUUUUGUUCAAUGCAAAGCACACAAACAGAAACUACAAUGAAAACAAAACAACAGCCUCACUCGAAUUUCACAGAAACUGCUAGAGCCAAAGCUGUUGAAAAAGCAUUGAAAGAUUUUGAAGCAAUUAUCGGCAUAGAAACACAUGUACAGCUAGCAACUAUGACAAAGGCAUUUUGUAGCUGUGCAUACAGUUAUGGGGAUCAACCAAACUCGUGUGUUUGCCCCGUUUGCAUGGGUUUGCCUGGUGCUUUGCCGGUUUUGAACUCCAAAGUCAUAGAGUAUGCAGUGAUGCUUGGUCUUGCACUCAACUGCAAGUUGUCUAUGAAUUCGAAGUUCGAUAGGAAACAGUACUUCUAUCCAGAUCUUCCUAAAGGCUACCAAAUUUCUCAAUUUGACAUUCCAAUUGCCACAAAUGGGUUCAUUGAUUUGGAUCUUCCACUUGAAUUCGGUGGAGGACACAGAAGGUUUGGCAUUACCAGGGUUCAUAUGGAGGAGGAUGCAGGGAAGCUACUUCAUACAGGAACUGGGAAUUACUCUCAGGUUGAUUUGAAUAGGGCAGGGGUGCCUUUGCUUGAAAUUGUUUCUGAACCUGAUAUGCGAACUGGCAUUGAGGCUGCAGAAUAUGCUGCAGAGUUGCAAAGGGUGGUGCGAUAUUUGGGGGUCAGUAACGGUAAUAUGCAAGAAGGAUCGCUUCGUUGUGAUGUGAAUGUCUCCAUUCGUCCAAUUGGACAAUUAGAGUUUGGCACCAAGGUCGAAAUAAAGAAUCUAAAUGCAUUUUCAGCGAUGAGUAGAGCUAUUGAUUUUGAGAUUGCAAGACAGGCAGCGCUCUAUAAUGAAGGGAAAGCUGAAGAAAUUGUACAAGAAACACGUCUCUGGGAAGAAGGCUCUCAGAAAACAGUUACAAUGAGGAAAAAGGAAGGACUUGCAGAUUAUCGAUAUUUUCCUGAACCUGACCUUCCAGAAGUGAUACUCACCGAAGAAUAUGUCAAUGGUAUUCAUGAUUCUUUGCCUGAACUUCCAGAUAUGAAGCGUCGAAGAUAUGAGGAUAUGGGUCUAAGCAUGCAGGACAUUCUUUUUCUUGCCAAUGAUGUGAAUGUUGCAGAUUAUUUUGAGGCCACGAUUGCUAAAGUUCCUGAUAUCAAACUGGCCACUAACUGGAUCAUGGGAGAUAUUGCUGCCUACAUGAAGAACGAAAAGCUUUCUAUCAAUGAAAUCAAACUUAGCCCUCAAGAAUUGGGCGAGUUGAUAGCUUCAAUAAAAAGUGGAACUAUUAGCGGAAAGAUAGGGAAAGAGAUACUUUUUGAACUAAUGGAAAAAGGUGGAACCGUCAAGGGACUGAUUAAGGAGAAAGAUCUAGUACAGAUAGUAGACCCUGUUGAGAUCGAGAAAAUAGUUGAUAAAGUAAUCGCUAAUAACCCAAAACAGUUGGAACAAUACCGUGGGGGUAAAACCAAGCUGCAAGGUUUUUUUGCAGGACAGGUGAUGAAAGAAUCGAAGGGCAAAGCAAAUCCAGGGAUUCUGAACAAGAUUCUUCUAGAGAAAUUAAACGCUAAAAGCUGAUAUGUUACGCAUCGUGUAGAUAAAGCUAGAAGCCUAGAACUGGACUUUUGCUCUUCUCGGAGUUUCAAAAUGUAUGUAUUGCCAUUCUUUUUUAGCCGAAACUCCACCUGUGAGUUCUACAUUUGAAAACACGGCAAAAGGGUUAAUCUUUUUUUUCUUCGUAUUUUAACCGAUUACAGAUAUAUUUAUCCACACUAUAAGUUGCAAUUGUAUUUGACAUUCAUAUUGAAUACGCAUUGAAGUGUUUCUUGCCAUUUUUAUGGGCAGCUAAUG
Cynara cardunculus var. scolymus (artichoke) is the source of this 2046-nucleotide messenger RNA. RefSeq names its product glutamyl-tRNA(Gln) amidotransferase subunit B, chloroplastic/mitochondrial. Lineage: Eukaryota; Viridiplantae; Streptophyta; Magnoliopsida; Asterales; Asteraceae. Gene Ontology annotation, molecular function: glutaminyl-tRNA synthase (glutamine-hydrolyzing) activity. The record is from RefSeq and is a predicted model, not a curated record. Gene Ontology annotation, biological process: glutaminyl-tRNAGln biosynthesis via transamidation; mitochondrial translation. The transcript has 10 exons. Bases 130 to 1773 code for a protein of 547 amino acids.